This is a messenger RNA of Somion occarium, 1045 nucleotides long. Lineage: Eukaryota; Fungi; Basidiomycota; Agaricomycetes; Polyporales; Cerrenaceae. The record is from the annotation of a GenBank genome assembly.
AUGCUGCGGCGUUAUAGGCGCUGUAGUAUUUCUCUCAUUUCUCGACAACUGGAACAAUUUUCUACCAUUUUACACAGUUUUCUACCAUUUUCUACCAUUUUAUGCCGUUUUCUCCGUUUUCUCCUAAAAGGCAAUUUGGGUUUUUCCUGAUGCGCCCUCGGUGACAUCAUACGAUCGCAUCUACUUGUUAUCAUGCUCCUCCGUUCCAAAUUCACUGCUCCCCUUAAACGGCGCCUUCUUUCAACCAAAUCCUCGACAUAUAGUCCAUUCUCUUUCAGCAUGGCGAAGGCUUUGAUUCUACUUGCCGACGGUACGGAGGAGAUGGAAUUUACCAUCACCUACGAUACUCUUGUCCGAGCAGGCGUAUCAUGUACCUCUGCAUUUGUUCCAGCGCAUGAUCCUACCAAAGAGACCAGCACGUUCACAAAUCCACCUUUCGCGAAAGGCUCUCGCGGAAUCAACAUCCUUCCAGACUCCUACUUCUCGCCUCAGGAGUCGACACCCGAUAUGUAUGACCUACUUGUGAUUCCCGGCGGCGCGAAGGGCGCAAAGACGAUGUCAAGCAGCUCCCCUAUACAACACCUUGUCCGAGAAUACCUUCAACAGGACAAAUUUGUUGGCAUGAUCUGUGCAGGGAGUUUGGCUGCGCUCAGUUCAGGCCUUUCAAAGCGACCGUUAACCUCACACCCUAGCGUAAAAGCUCAACUUGAGAAACACUUCGAAUACUUGGAAGAUCCAGUUGUGGUUUCAGGCAAGCUAGUAACAAGUCGCGGACCUGGUACUGCCUUCCCGUUCGCGCUCACGUUGGUCGAGUUACUCUGUGGGAAAGAGAAACGAGCUGAGGUCGCGGGACCUAUGGUGUUCCCUCCUGGCACUUUUGCCUGAAAAAAACAGCAGAAGAUUACAAAUGGUAUGAAGCUUUAUUUGUUGGGCGUGUUUGUGUAUACUACAUUCAUCAUUUGCAUUUUCCCAGUAUCAGAAGAAUGUGACACCGUGUAUCAUAGGGAAUCAUUUUUGUGGAAUCUAUAGGUCUUUCUGAAUUUUC